AUGACUGUGGAUGACGCCUACUCUUCGGCCGUGCGGCCAUUAGCUGAGGUGGUACUUUACGCUGAGUUCGAUCUCACUAAAGGAAGCACAUUGCGUGCAAGCUACCCAUUACCCUUUGUGCACUACUCUCCCGAAUUUUUUGCCGACAUAAUGUUGCCUGAAGGCGUGCACAACCGCAAGGAAGAUUUCACCAUUUUUUUCCUCAAUCGUCAGCAUCAGUCUAAGCUCAGCGAAAAUGUAGAUGAUAAAAGUCAAGAAAUUUCAAUGGUCGAUCCUUCAAAUCCGUUGCACAGCUUCAUGUACUGCCUUAGUGUGGUGCGCACUACGCACGACACGGCAGCUCGUCGUGGUGCCAAAGUGACGGCUGUAGCGCUGUGCUCGACCCAUAAAAGCUGUUUUGCACUUAAAGAUGUGCUCAAUUUAGCUGUGCUCAAAAUUGUGGGCUCAAAAAGUGAGGUCGAGAGUGAAAAUGUACUAAAAGAGCUUUUCGCCGUGAUCAAUGCAAUUGACAUUUCGGGUGUACGCAGUUUGUCCAAUAUGGAAAGACGACUCUUGAAACGCACAAUUAGUAGUACUGGACGUGCUGCAGCGAAUCAAGAGGAUGCUAAACUACAAGAAAAGGCACUUUUUUUCAAGGCACAAGCAAUCUGGGAUGAUAUUUCAAUUCCACUGCGUAUUAAAAUCUGCAGCACCGAUGAUCAACAUGACGAUGGAACGCUCACGCUGUUACUGCAAACUUUUGGCGACCAGACGAUGGUUUUGUACAAUGCUGUGCUGACGGGUCAACGCUUGAUCAUGCUGGGGUACAAUCGGCCAGCUGGAGAAGUGUGCAAUUUUGUGCUUGCAAUCAGCUCAAUGGUAUGCCCACCUUUGUUUGGGCUGAUCCAUCGCCAGUAUCCGUAUGCAAACUUGACGGAUUUGGGCUUUCUGUCGACGCCUGGGUUCAUUGCUGGUGUCACUAAUCCGAUGUUCAAGACGAAGCGAGAGUGGUGGGAUGUGCUGUGUGACAUUUCGACAGGAGAAGUAUUCGUGUCAGCGCCAGUGGAAAAGGAAGAUUAUGAUUCAUCAGAUCGCAAUUUUGUGCUUGAGGUAUUGGAUGGCGUUGCAGCAGGAUAUGAUGAAGAAUGGGUCCGCUUCAUGUUUGAAGAGUAUACGCAUAAAAACAUUGUGGACGUUGCGCUUGGAGAGACGAGCAACCUUAGUCCUGAUGCACUGGCGAAGCGAUCUGCAGCCAAUAAGAAAACUGGUGUGGAUAUAAAGCGACACAUUCAGAGUCUUCAAGGCGACAUGAUUGUCCUUGAUGACAGUCUUGUUGAGAAAAUUUACUCGGACCUCGCUACCUUACUGAACACAGAAAUGGAGUUACAAGAGUUUCUAAGCUUUCUGCCGGUAUUGCGUGGUGGCUUGCAAACGAUUGCGCAGGGUAUCUUCCACCCCUCAAUUAGCGUCAAACACAACACUGUGAUACUGCUGAAGCGUCUCGAGCAAUUUUCGUCCACUGUCGCGAGUAUGCAGCGCCUUAAUCCGUUCCUGCUCAUGUCGUAUCAGCGUAUCCAUGACAUUGUUAAUCCAGAUACUAGGGACUAA
Messenger RNA from Plasmopara halstedii, 1587 nucleotides. Its product is annotated as Arf3-interacting protein 1, N-terminal domain. The record is from RefSeq and is a predicted model, not a curated record. Gene Ontology annotation, biological process: actin cortical patch localization. Gene Ontology annotation, cellular component: plasma membrane. Lineage: Eukaryota; Oomycota; Peronosporomycetes; Peronosporales; Peronosporaceae. Bases 1 to 1587 code for a protein of 528 amino acids. The transcript is spliced from 4 exons.